Molecule: messenger RNA, 2434 nt
Organism: Eleginops maclovinus (Patagonian blennie)
Lineage: Eukaryota; Metazoa; Chordata; Actinopteri; Perciformes; Eleginopidae
Product: GRAM domain-containing protein 2B-like
Exons: 13
Coding region: 104-1183 (359 amino acids)
Source: RefSeq, a predicted model, not a curated record
CACAUUUUGUUUCUUUAGUUCUAGGAAACAAAGCAUAGAACACACUUUUGUAGUUUUUAAAUGUGAGAGAGGUGAAGACAAUAAGGAAAGCCUUUCACUGCAUAUGUGCAUGUGUGUGAAUCUGUGUGUGUGUGCAAGUUGGAAGUAUUUAUCUUCCACCAUGAGUCUUAAAGGCAGGAGUUUCUCACUGGACAGCUCUGCUUGUGUGGAAGGAUUCGGUCUUCUUGGCAGAAGAAGAGGCAGCAACUGGCUCAGCAGUAAGAAAUCUACCCACAGCUUCACUCGGUAUGAUGCCCCACUGGACAUCCAGGGGCUAAAUCCCAGCAUCAACUCCAACAUGUACAUCAGGGAUCAUACAACAGAGGAUAUCAUUGAUCGACCGGAUGGCUUUAUCAAUAGCUUCCUGAAGCACAAAAAAACCUUCCACAAAAUGUUCCCAGAGAUCCCUGAGAGGGAGAACCUUACACACACCUUCUCCUGUGCCUUGCAGAAGGAGGUGCUGUAUCAUGGAAAACUCUAUGUAUCUGAGAACUAUGUGUGUUUCCACUCAUCAGUGCUGCUCAAAGACACCAAGGUGGUGAUUCCUGCGUCGAGCAUCAACGACAUAAAGAAACAUAACUCAGGUUUAUCCAUGGUGUCUAUCCACAUUGCUGGUGGAGAUAAGUACACUUUUGUGUCUUUGAGGAACCGUGAGAUGUGCUAUAAACUUCUUCUCUCUCUCUGUUCACAUGAACAGUGUGUUGUUUUUCUCACACAGGCAAAGAGCUCAAACAGCAGCCCUCAUGUUUCCUCUGCAGAUAAUGAAGCUGACCAUGACGUGGCCUCUGGUUAUUCCAGUUUGGAGGACAGCAUAGAUCAUGAUCAGAGCAGAGGGGGCAGCAUUAAUCUCAACAACGACCUUCCCCAGAUGUCCAGUGAAGGUCCUACAAAAGGCAAUUCCACCAGUCAGAACAGAACAGAGGGAGAUGCCAGAGUUCUAUGGUGGAUUUGGAGGAUAACUGAAAGUGUUGCUUCACUCUUCUUCUUCAGAGAAGUCAGGAAUCUCAGCACUUUAUUCUAUGUCUAUGUAUUACUAAUGACGCUGCUGCUGUUGGCAUUUGGGUACAUGGGUCUGAGGAUCAUCGCUUUGGAAGAGCACCUGACUCAGCUGUCUUUCCAACACAGAGAGUACCAACUAACGUAGCCAGAGGCAGGUGACCCUUUCAGGAGUCAUGCAGUGCACCACUCUCAUAGAUCCUGUCAUACAUUGAUCGCUGUCUAGACAGGCUCCCAAAAGCAUCUUAUCAUUUGACACGCAAUGCAGGAUUUGGUGAAAUGUGCGUUAUCGUGCACAAACAAAUGCUCUCUCAAUGGAGAUUGAUCUCCUGUGUCAUGUCUGCAGAGAAAGCAGGUCAGCAAUAAGAUGCUUUUGGAAUGUCUGAACCAGGCCACACGUGGUGCACUACACGGAUGGCUGGCUGUGUUGGCAGAAAAGCACCAGGCCAAUAUUUCUAUUAGAUGAGCACACUUAUUCUGUGCUGACUGAUCAAAAACUGCAGUGAGGCUCUCCUGCAUGGAGCCAUAUGGAGGCAGCCUGCUGAAGUCAUGUUUGUUUCCUGGCCCGUGAACUCGCUGAGCUCAGCGAGCUGGAGUAUUGGCCGCCUUUUCUGGAUCAACACAACCUUCAACAGCGGGAACACACACACAGUGAAACAAGCACUUUAUUUUCGCUUGGUAUUAAAUGUUUUUUAUGUUAUGACAUGAUAGUUCACAUUGUGUAAGUGAACUGCUGGAAUCAGGUGACACGUUUCAGAAAGAAGACUGUUAGUGACAAGAAUCCGCCAGCAGAGGGCAGUCACUCCCAUUAAACUCCACUGUGAAGCAUCAAGGCAGGAUCUGACUUGCACUUAUAAAUUCAGGCACUGAUAUUAAUUUUAAGUACAGCUGUUAUAAAAACCUUUGCUCUGGAAUUUCUGUCAAAUCAGUCCUAUUAAUAAAUAUUUGAAAAUAUGUGAUAUGACACAUGUUGGUCAGAUAAACUCCAGGACUUCAAAACCAUUUUAAUGACCAAACGUGAAAUCUAUGUAAACAUAAAAACACAAGAAUAUUUUGGGAUACAUAAGGGAAAGUAAGAGGGCUCUUGAAAGAUAACGUGCAAAGUGUAAUGUUUCCUUCUGAAAAAUGUCAAAUACUAAAUUGAAACAGGGUUUAAACAGAUUUUAAUAACUCUAAUGUAUAGCUGUGUAUAUAUUUAUCUAUUCCAGUCAGUCUGUGAAGAGACGUUUUUAGUAAGUAAUGUUUUAAAUAUUAUGAUUGUAAUGAUUUUGUAUAUUAUUAUUGUUAAACCCAAUCUCACUUGUGUUCCAAAUAUUGCAAUAUGUUGUAUCGCUGUCUACCAGAUCUCCAUACUUAUGAAUGAAUGCACUGUAAAGAAAAAAGGUUGUUUUAAAAACAA